AUGGAGGUGGUCACGGGCAUGGACAUGCUCUCAGAGUGGACACAGCAGGGCAGGGUGGUGACGGCUGACGUCCUGCAGUUGGCGCGGAUCCUCAUCCUGCACAUGGGCCGAGACUUCCCCUUGGAUGACUGCGGCCGGGCCUUCACCUGCCUCCCCGUGGAGGACCCACAGGCCCCCGUGGAGGCUGUGGUCUGCAACCUGGACUGCUUGCUGGACAUCAUGACCCACCGGCUGGGCCCAGGCUCCCCCCCAGGCGUGUGGGUCUGCAGCACUGACAUGUUGCUCUCCGUGCCUCCAAACCCAGGUGAGCUGGGACCACCCUCCUGAGCCAGAGCCCCGGGCUCCAUCUCUUCCCCUCCGCAGGGUUCCGUUCUGGACAUCUACUACCAGGCCACCAAGGCGGAGAUACAGCGCUGUGCCAGGCCUGAUGGGCGGGUGCCUCUGGUCUCUGGGAUUGCCUUCUUCUCUGCGGAGACUGCCGAGCGCCUCCUGGCCACCCACGUGAGCCCACCCCUGGACGCCUGUACAUACAUGGGCUUGGACUCUGGGGCCCGGCCUGUUCAGCUGUCCCUGUUUUUCGACAUCCUGCUCUGCAUGGCUCGGAACGUGAGCAAGGAGGACUUCCUGGAGGGGCAGCCCCCAGAGAUGGGGCAAGGUGACUCGGACACAGCGGGUUACCUGAAGGCCGCCCGGGCCCAGCUGUGGAGGGAGCUACGUGACCAGCCCCUCACCAUGGCUUACGUCCCCAAUGGCAGCUACAGCUACCUGACUUCCUUCACCAGUGAGCUCCUGCGCAGCCUCACACUCCCCGGUGGCUCCAGGGCCCAGAUCGUGCACUCCCAGGUGGAGGUGCCAGAGCUCCUGAAGGCGGGGAGCACGGUGGUCAGCUGCCUGCUGGAGGGCCCUGUGCGGCUGGGUCCUGGGAGUGUGCUGCAGCACUGCCACCUAAAGGGGCCCAUUAACAUUGGCGCCGGCUGCUUCCUGAGCGGCCUGGACACAGCCCAGUCAGAGGCCCUGAGCAGCGUGGAGCUGCGGGACCUCAGCCUGCGGGGACACCUGGUGCAGUUGCAUGGCUCCCUGGGCCGUGUCUUCACCCUCUCUGGCUCUCUGGACAGCUGGGAGAAACAGGGGACAGGCACAUAUCUCAACAGGCCCUGGAGUGAAUUCUUCAGGAAGACGGGCAUCGGAGACUGGGACCUGUGGGACCCAGACACCCCCCCAGCAGAGCGCUGCCUCCUCAGCGCCCGCCUCUUCCCAGUGCUGUACCCCUCGAGGGUCCUGGGGCCCCAGGACCUGCUGUGGAUGCUGAACCCCCAGGAGGACGGGGGUGAGGCCCUCCGGGCCUGGCGAGCCACCUGGCGCCUGUCCUGGGAGCAGCUGCAGCCAUACCUGGACCGAGCUGCAACGUUGGCUGCCCGCCGGGACCUGUUCUUCCGCCAGGCCCUGUUGAAGGCGCGGCAUGUACUGGAGGUGCGGCAGGACCUCAGCCUGCGCCCACUGAUCCGAGCUGCUGUCCGAGAGGGCUGCCCUGGGCCCCUGCUGGCCACACUGGACCAUGUUGCAGCUGUUGCCCGAGACCCUGGCGUGGCAGCGCGGGCCCUGGCCUGUGUGGCAGAUGUGCUGGGCUGCAUGGCCGGGGGUUGUGGAGGCCUGCGGAGCGGCCCAGCUGCCAACCGAGAGUGGACCCGGCCCUUCUCCUAUCUGGAGGCCGGUGACCUGGCGGGAGGCGUGGAGGCGCUCGCCCAGGAGCGGAACAAGUGGCUGAGCAGGCCAGCCCUGCUGGUGCGCGCUGCCCGCCACUAUGAGGGCGCCGAGCAGAUCCUGAUUCGGCAGGCUGUCAUGUCGGCCCAGUGCUUUGUCUCCACGGAGCCAGUGGGGUUGCCAGCCACUGGGCAGUGGGUGAUGGCUGAGUGCCCCGCCCGUGUGGACUUCUCCGGUGGCUGGAGUGACACACCACCCUUGGCCUACGAGCAUGGUGGGGCAGUCCUGGGCCUGGCUGUGCGAGUGGACGGCCGCCGGCCCAUCGGAGCCAGGGCACGUCGCAUCCCCGAGCCAGAGCUGAGGCUGGCAGUGGGGCCUCGGCGGGACCAGAUGGCAGUGGAGCUCAUGUGCCGGAGCCUGGAUGAGCUGAGGGAUUACUGCCAGCCCCAUGCCCCAGCGUCACUGCUGAAGGCAGCCUUCAUCUGUGCGGGAAUCGUGCGGGUCUGCUCCGAGCACCCGCUCAGCGAGCAGCUGUUGAGUGCCUUUGGGGGUGGCUUUGAGCUGCACGCCUGGUCUGAGCUGCCCCAUGGCUCUGGCCUUGGUACCAGCAGCAUCUUGGCGGGCGCUGCCCUGGCCGCCUUGCAACGGGCUGCCGGCCAAGCAGUAAGCACCGAGGCCCUGAUCCACGCCGUGCUGCACCUGGAGCAGGUGCUCACCACAGGAGGCGGCUGGCAGGACCAAGUGGGUGGUCUGGUGCCGGGCAUCAAGGUGGGGCGCUCCCGGGCACAGCUGCCCCUGAAGGUGGAGGUGGAGGAGCUCGCUGUGCCUGAGGGCUUUGUCCAGACGCUCAAUGACCACUUGCUGCUGGUGUACACUGGCAAGACCCGCCUGGCACGGAACCUGCUGCAGGAUGUGCUGCGGAACUGGUACGCCCGGCUGCCUGCUGUGGUGCAGAAUGCUCACAGCCUGGUGCAGCAGACUGAAGAGUGUGCCAAUGCCUUUCGCCAAGGAAGCUUGCCCCUCCUGGGCCAGUACCUGACCUCGUACUGGGCACAGAAGAAGCUCAUGGCUCCAGGGUGUGAACCCCUGGCCGUACGGCACAUGAUGGACAUCCUGGCACCUCACGUGCAUGGCCAGAGCCUGGCUGGGGCAGGUGGUGGGGGCUUCCUCUAUCUGUUGACCAAGGAGCCACGGCAAAAGGAGACUCUGGAGGCGCUGCUGGCCCAGACAGAGGGUCUUGGGAACUACAGCAUUCACCUGGUAGAGGUGGACACACAAGGCCUGAGUCUGCAGCUGCUGGAGGGGACAACCUGGCCGUAAUCACUCCUACAAGUCUUCUCUGCACAGGGAGAACCCAUUGCUGCAGUGGCCCUGCCUCCCUUCCCCUGGGAAAACCUGCUUCUAAAGG
Messenger RNA from Echinops telfairi (small Madagascar hedgehog), 3109 nucleotides. It is a transcript of the gene FCSK, whose product is annotated as fucose kinase. The record is from RefSeq and is a predicted model, not a curated record. Gene Ontology annotation, biological process: GDP-L-fucose salvage. The transcript is spliced from 21 exons. Gene Ontology annotation, molecular function: fucokinase activity; ATP binding. Lineage: Eukaryota; Metazoa; Chordata; Mammalia; Afrosoricida; Tenrecidae.